Rhizopus microsporus ATCC 52813 is the source of this 1417-nucleotide messenger RNA. RefSeq lists its product as uncharacterized. Gene Ontology annotation, biological process: GPI anchor biosynthetic process. The record is from RefSeq and is a predicted model, not a curated record. Gene Ontology annotation, molecular function: catalytic activity. The coding region runs from base 103 to 1359 and encodes 418 amino acids. The transcript is spliced from 5 exons. NCBI's taxonomy places the organism in Eukaryota, Fungi, Mucoromycota, Mucoromycetes, Mucorales, Rhizopodaceae.
AAUUUAAUUUAAUAUUAAAAUUUUUUUUGCAAACUGGGUGCCUGGGCCACUUCUUGGCUUUUCUUUUUUGCUGUUCUUGUUGUCUAGAUUUUUUUUUAUCUAAUGGAACUUCCAACACCAGGACAAAUUGUCACAUACGACUAUAGAACUACUGAGAGUCAAGUCAAUCAAGUACAAGACUUGAAAAUAUUACAGUGGAAUGUUGAGAGAAAUUACGAAUCUGAGGAAAUUAUAAAAGUAAUUCAAGAUCUUGACCCUGAUGUCAUUAUGCUUCAAGAAGUUGAUAUAUUCUGCAAAAGAUCAGGCAACCGAGAUCACAUGCAAGAGCUAUGUAGGGCACUUAAAUUAAAGGGUGGUUUCGUUUGUGAAUUCCAAGAGCUUGAUAGUCCCCUUCGAGGGUUACGUGAUGCUGGAGGCGGUGUUCAUGGUAAUGCUAUUUUAUCAAAGCAUGAUAUCGAAUUCAGAAUGCUUGAGCAUCGAAAAGAAGCAUAUGAUUGGAACAAGCAUGGGAAAUGGUUAAGAGAACCAAGAAUUGGAAAGCGAUACACAUUAGUUGGCACAGUAUAUGCCCCUUCGCUACCACCCGUACUCUGCUAUUGUGUUCAUCUAGAGGUCUUCACGGGCAUCAUCAACCGAGUACACAAUUUCGCUGAUAUUUUUGAAGAUGCCUCAAGUAACGCAGAAAAAUACCCACAUCAAGUUAUCUGUGGUGACUUGAAUACGUUGGCUCACUCAAUAGCACGCUUUUCACCAAAGUAUGCUAGAGAUAGAUAUAGGCUAAUGUCUGUAGGCGACACAGAGAGUAAUUGGUUUGAUCGACAUGUCAUGGCAGUCUAUAGAGACCAACAAUAUGAGUACAAUCUUCGCUUAGCUGGCUCUGGGUUUCCAUUUUCAGCCAUGCCCGUACGCCUUGUUCGAUUCAUCUGGCAAAUGAUUGGACCUAAAAUAUUCGAAAUAAUAAGUGGAUUUGAUGUUGAGACGCUAAAAAGAGCACGAAACCCUGGUUUUUAUGAUCCUUGGGAUCCUAAUGAAGUCACCUUACGCAAUCCAAAUUAUUUUGGUCUAUUUUCGGCUAAACUUGACUGGACGAUGGUAAGAUGUAUGGACGUGCGUCAAAAGUGGAUUGGAAACAGAGACUUUAGCGCUAGUGACCAUGCUUAUUUGAUGCUAAAAGUCAGCCCUGAUGACUCUGAGAAGGUUGCGCAGGUUCCAGCCAUUUGGAAACUUCGUCGUCAACAAUGGCAACCUAAUGGAUUUGCUCCUUACAGACGCACGGCUAUUGGAACCACCUUGUUGACACUAGUUUUAACCUUGCUUUCACAGUGGUUAAUUCAUAUGUAUAAGCAAUUUAUGUUGUAACUAGACAUCACUCUAUAAUUAUAGUAUAUACCGCCUCUCUCUUUCUUUCUUUCUUUCU